CUUAUCAAAGCACCUCAACGGCAUUCUUCUAUCUGAUCUUUGUAACCUCAGAAUCCAUUUAUUUUCCGAUAAGGGCAAACCCGUCAUUUCGUUCUCACCGUCACACCACACAUGCAAUUACACGGAGACAGACAGGAACUCAAAAGACAGCUCAUUCAAUUCAUCCACACACACAGAUCACUCAAAUUUCCUUUCAUUUUUAUUUCCCCUGUUUUUCCUCGAUUCCUUGUUUUCGAUUCAACACUCGAUGCGGUGACAAGCAUAGAUUUUUGCGGGAGUUUAUUCGCCGGAAAGAUUGUGUCUUUACCCGCGAGAAAUGCGAAGAAACUGGAGACGCCAUUAGCCGAAUCUAAGGAAAAGGAAAGUGAAAGUAGGGGUCGAUGUCCAUGUACGAUGCUGCUUUCCUCAAUACCGAGCUCUCAAAACCGACAUCGAUCUUCGGUCUCCGGCUAUGGGUCGUAAUCGGAAUCUUACUCGGAUCUCUAAUCGUCAUCGCCCUCUUCCUUCUCUCCCUCUGUCUAACCUCCCGCCGGAAAAACCGCAAGCCGCGAGCUGAUUUCGCUUCGGCCGCCGUCGCUACGCCGCCAAUUUCUAAGGAGAUUAAGGAGAUCGUUCCGGCGGCGACGCAGCCUGUACCGGCGGAGAUCCAGGUCGAUAUAGGGAAAAUCGAGCAUCGAGUGGUGUUUUCCGAUCGAGUGUCGAGUGGAGAGAGCAGAGGAACAGCGAGUGCUAGCGAGACGGCAUCGUUUUCCGGCAGCGGGAAUGUUGGACCGGAGGUGUCGCACCUGGGAUGGGGACGGUGGUAUACUCUGAGAGAGCUCGAGGCGGCGACGAAUGGGCUCUGUGAAGAGAAUGUAAUCGGAGAAGGUGGUUACGGGAUUGUGUAUCGUGGGGUUUUAACUGAUGGGACUAAAGUCGCCGUUAAGAAUCUGCUUAAUAACAGGGGUCAAGCAGAGAAGGAAUUUAAAGUAGAAGUGGAAGUAAUUGGGCGUGUACGACACAAGAAUCUCGUUAGGCUUUUAGGGUAUUGCGUCGAAGGUGCAUACAGGAUGCUCGUGUAUGACUUUGUCGAUAAUGGCAACUUGGAGCAAUGGAUUCACGGUGAUGUCGGCGAUGUCAGCCCUCUAACUUGGGAUAUCCGAAUGAACAUCAUACUCGGGAUGGCAAAAGGAUUGGCGUAUCUACACGAGGGUCUUGAACCAAAAGUUGUUCAUAGGGAUAUAAAAUCGAGCAAUAUCUUGCUUGAUCGCCAAUGGAAUGCCAAGGUUUCGGAUUUUGGACUUGCUAAGCUAUUGGGUUCCGAGAGCAGCUAUGUGACAACCCGUGUCAUGGGAACUUUCGGUUUUAGUUAUGUAGCACCGGAAUAUGCUUGCACUGGAAUGUUAAACGAGAAGAGUGAUAUCUAUAGCUUCGGAAUAUUAAUCAUGGAGAUCAUCACGGGAAGAAACCCCGUUGAUUAUAGUCGGCCUCAAGGAGAGGUACAUUUUAACGGGAUUAAACCUACGAAUCUUGUAGAUUGGCUGAAAUCAAUGGUUGGAAACCGAAGAUCCGAAGAAGUAGUGGAUCCAAAAAUACCCGAACCUCCAUCCUCAAAAGCUCUUAAACGAGUGUUACUCGUAGCUUUGCGCUGUGUAGACCCUGAUGCGAACAAGAGACCUAAGAUGGGACAUAUCAUACAUAUGCUUGAAGCUGAAGACUUGCUCUAUCGCGAUGAACGCCGAGCAACUAGGGACCAUGGAAGCCGCGAAAAGCAAGAGACGGCGUCAGCGGCUGCAGGUAGUGAAAGCGGCGAGAGCGGUUCACGGCAUCAUCAACAGCAAAAGCUAAGAUGAAAAAGAGUCGCUUGUCACAACAGGACCAUUCUAUUUCAAUUGAUUCCUUAUUGUAUUGUAUUAGAAUAUGUUUCAUUCUUUGGCUCUUUGAGUAUUGCCUUACGUCUAAUUAACCUUUUUCCACUUUGUAAUCUUUUGUCAACGAUCACAUGUCAUUUUUAUAAAUUAUAACAUAUAAUAUGUAAUGUUUUUGGACCAACCUCGACGCUAUAUGUUCGGCCCGUGCAUAACGAUUGGUCGCUGGAUCAA
Thlaspi arvense is the source of this 2081-nucleotide messenger RNA. The record is from the annotation of a GenBank genome assembly. NCBI's taxonomy places the organism in Eukaryota, Viridiplantae, Streptophyta, Magnoliopsida, Brassicales, Brassicaceae.